AUGCCAGCCCUCCACCAAUUGGCUCGAGCAGCCCACAGCAUCCCUGUCAGCUUCCUGGCGAGACGGGACGGCGACGAUGACGACGAUGGUGGAGACGGCAUGGAUGACAUCCUCUCCGGCGGCGCCAUAGCCGCCAUAGUGGUCAUCGUCCUGGCCGUUUUCUCCCUAGCCGCGUGCUGGUGCCUCUGCUGCCGCAGGCGCAAGCGCAAGGGGAACAACAGCGACGGCAAGCAGGACAGCCAGAGCCAGGAGGACAAGUACAAGGAGAAGGCCAUCAAGAAGCUCAUGAAGCAGAUCAAGAAGAGGAUCAAGAAGAUGUUCAAAAAGGACAAGAAGAAGGAUAAGAAGAACAACAAGGAUGAGGAGCACGCCGACCUCAACGCCCCGCCGGCGUACGGCCAGGGCACCCACCCGGCCUAUGGGGAGGGCGAGCGCAGUUUGGGAUAUGAUGGGGGAUAUUACAACAGGCUUGAUGGGGAGCAUGAAGAGCGGGUGGAGCUGUCUACGCCCUAUGUGUCCAAGUACGGCAACUAG
Diaporthe amygdali is the source of this 534-nucleotide messenger RNA. RefSeq lists its product as uncharacterized. The transcript has a single exon. NCBI's taxonomy places the organism in Eukaryota, Fungi, Ascomycota, Sordariomycetes, Diaporthales, Diaporthaceae. The coding region runs from base 1 to 534 and encodes 177 amino acids. The record is from RefSeq and is a predicted model, not a curated record.